CCCCCACCCCCGGCGGCGGCGAGGUUAGCGAUGAGGCGGCCGCGGGGAGCGGCCGGAGGAGUUUGUUCUCUCCUCGUCUCCCCGAUGCUCUGAGCCGGAGUCUCCUCCUCCCUCCGGGCUCGCACCGGGGCUGGAUGCUCCGCUCGCUCCUCGCUCCGCAGCCGCCGCCCGAUUCCCGCGAGCCAUGGAGCCACCCGCAGCCGCCCUGGACAGCACUCCUGACCCCGCCAUCGUGCAGCCCCCCGGGAGCAGCCCGCCCGUGCCUGCCCGGGAGCAGCAGCAGGAGCAGCUACGGAUCGGGGAGAGCGGGCGGUUCGGCGAGGGGCCGGAGGACAGAGGUUUACUAGAAAGCAGUACAAGGCUAAAACCUCAUGAAGCUCAAAGCUACAGAAAGAAGGCAUUGUGGGUUUCCUGGGUCUCCAUUAUUGUCACACUGGCUCUUGCAGUGGCUGCUUUCACUGUCUCCGUAAUGAGAUACAGUGCAUCAUCAUUUGGAUUUGCUUUUGAUGCUACCCUGGAUGUUUUGUCGUCAGCGAUAGUUUUGUGGCGUUACAGCAACGCAGCUGCUGUACAUUCUGCACACAGGGAGUACAUAGCCUGUGUUAUCUUGGGUGUCAUAUUCCUCCUAUCAUCUAUAUGUAUUGUGAUCAAAGCUAUUCACGAUCUUGCAAAGAGGGUUCUUCCAGAAGUGGAUGACUUUCUGUAUAGUGUCUCCGUUUUAAGUGGCAUCCUCUGCACUGUUUUGGCAGUAAUCAAGUUUAUGCUGGGCAAGGUCCUUACAAGCAGAGCGCUGAUAACUGAUGGUUCAUCCCUACUGCUGAACUACAGAAAGUCUGCUGCAGAAAAAGCCAUUCUGCUUUCAGUAGGAGUCUCAGCCAUCAUUCAGACUUCCUCCUAUAGAGGCUUCAACUCUCUUGUGGGUGGAAUAAUGGGAUUUUCCAUCCUUCUUAGCGCAGAAGUCUUUAAACACAAUUCUUCUGUCUGGUAUCUGGAUGGCAGUAUAGGAGUUCUAAUUGGACUUACAAUAUUUGCCUAUGGAAUCAAGUUGCUUAUUGAUAUGGUGCCCCGCGUACGGCAAACGCGCCACUAUGAAAUGUUUGAGUGAAGAUCACACACCUCUUCUUUGUAAGGACUCUAAAACUUCAGCAGUUUGGGCAAGUGGUGCCAAUGGUAUUUUAUUCAAUAUGCCGUUUGUUUCCCGUGGUCCGUUUUUGUUGAAGUUUGUUUUAAUGGGAAAUCUCUCUGUAAAAUUGGCAUAUGUGCACACUGCUUGCAAUUCAGUGAAACAGCAGCAUUUUUCUUUCAAUAUGCUAUUGAUUCCUGUGACUAUAGAAAACAUGCAGUUUGCAGUUCUAGCCCAGCUGCCACAUUGUAUAUUCUGAAGUGAAAGUGUUCUUAAUGAUGUGAUAAACCUGUGGGUAAAGAAGUGCCAGUUUCAGAUCUUGUUUAUUUGCCCUGGCCUGUAUUUUCCUAAACACAUGCUGUAACAGAAGCGCAAUCCUUGCUAACCUCUUUGGCUAUGGAAUAUGCUGUUGUAAAGAGCGGACUCCAAGAGCUGUGUUGCUUUGGAACACUUACCUGGGAUCUCCCUUCAUCCCUUUUUAAAUAGGCCCACAGAAAGAGAGGCUACAAACCUUUCUGGGAUCAGAGCGGUUCUUCAUCUGAGCCCUAACCUGAGCGAAGCGAUACCUCUUCAACUUAAAUUCUAUUUUUUCUUAAGAAGACACUGUUUGCUUUGCAUGGACCAAACAAGCACACACAGUAUUACUGUACAGACCAAAGCCAAGAAGUCACGCAAGGAAGAGAAGCUGCUUGAGGAAUGAGACUUUUUAUUCUAUUAUACUUUACACAGAUGUGUUGGUGUGUGUGACUGUGGUUGCUCUGUAGUCUGAUGAUGGCACAGCAGUGGCGCAACUGGGUGGUGAGACAGAGAUCUAUUUAUUAGAUUUAGAUUGUUCUGUAAAGUGUUGCUCACCUUCCAUCGCACAUCUUAUGUAUUACUAGCAGGUUAAAUUAUCAAAGAAACUCGAUGUAUAAACAAUAAAACUGGUAUCUAUUUUAUACAAUACCGUAAGUAACAUUUAAAAACUAUUUCCAGAAUGUACCAUAGAGCAAAGUCUUCCUGUAUAGCAGCCUAUUAAACUGGAUUCUCUGGCUAUA
Molecule: messenger RNA, 2160 nt
Organism: Lagopus leucura (white-tailed ptarmigan)
Lineage: Eukaryota; Metazoa; Chordata; Aves; Galliformes; Phasianidae
Gene: TMEM163
Product: transmembrane protein 163
Exons: 9
Coding region: 185-1105 (306 amino acids)
Cellular component (GO): synaptic vesicle membrane
Molecular function (GO): zinc ion binding
Source: RefSeq, a predicted model, not a curated record